AGUUGCCCAGCACCUUAUAGCAGACGCCUACGAAGCGCGCCUGCUUCCAGUUGCAUUGGGAGGAAGGGUGUAUUAGGAGAAAUGUGGCACUUGGAAGGCGGAUCACCACGUGGCAGCUGAGUGAGGUUUCUGGAGAUUUUAGAAUCACGAACAGAGCGCAAGAGGAACCUGACAGAGUUAGAGACCGGAGAGAGCUGCGGAGUAUUCCGGCUGAAGAUAGUUUAUAAAUUGAUCACAAACGCAGAGGCCAAGUGUGCAGAAAGAAACAGUCCAGAGCCAGAUGUAUUGUGGAGGAAUCUUCUACUCUCUUUAAACAUGAGAUACUUCUCUCUCUGUCUUCUCUGGAUCAGCUGGUGCUAUGUGUCGCAAACGCAAGCAGAAUUCUUCACAUCCAUAGGUCAAAUGACGGAUUUGAUUUACUUGGAAAAAGACCUGGUCAAAUCUCUGAAAGAAUACAUCACUGCAGAAGAGGCCAAGUUAUCAACAAUUAAAAGCUGGGCUGAAAAGUUGGAUGAACUGACAGACACUUCGACCUCUGACCCAGAAGGAUAUCUGGGCCAUCCAGUAAAUGCAUACAAGCUGAUGAAGAGAUUGAACACAGAGUGGCUGAGACUGGAAAGCUUAGUUCUACAGCACACUUCUGAUGACUUCAUUGCUAAUCUGUCAAUUCAGCGACAGUACUUUCCCACGGAUGAAGACGAGAGUGGAGCAGCAAAAGCCCUCAUGCGUCUCCAGGACACCUACAGGCUGGAUUCAGAUAGUAUUUCCAAGGGCAGGCUGCCAGGCACACAAGACCUGGUCUCCCUCUCAGUCGAUGACUGCUUUGAGUUGGGAAAGGUCGCUUAUAAUGACGGCGACUACUACCACACCCUUCUGUGGAUGGAGCAAACCCUCAGACAGCUGGAGGAAGGAGAGACUGGUGGAGUCAGCAAGGCUGAAGUGCUGGACUAUCUCAGCUACUCUGUAUACCAGAUGGGGGACCUGCGUCGUGCUAUCAAACUGACAAAGCGCCUGAUAGCUGCUGAUCCAAAACACUUAAGAGCCAAGAAUAACCUCAACUAUUUUAAUAACCUACUAAGACAACAGACGCAAGAUGAUGAAGAGUCCGAUGUAGAAUCUUCUGAAUCUCAGGAUAUGAAAUAUGUACCACCAGUUGACUACUUACCUGAGCGGGACACUUAUGAAGCUCUGUGCCGAGGGGAAGGAAUUAAGAUGACUGCUCGAAGACAAAAGCGACUGUUCUGUCGUUACCACAAUGGCAACAAUAAUCCUCGGUUGCUCAUUGCCCCCAUCAAAGAGGAAGAUGAAUGGGACAGUCCACACAUUGUUCGAUACUAUGAGGUGUUGUCCGAUGCAGAAAUCGUAAGAAUUAAAGACUUAGCCAAGCCCCGGCUGGCCCGAGCAACAGUGCGUGACCCUAAAACAGGUGUUCUAACUGUAGCCCAUUACAGAGUUUCAAAAAGUGCCUGGUUGGACGAUGACGUAGAUCCUGUCGUGCACCGGGUUAACCAACGGAUAGCAGACAUCACAGGUCUGGGAGUGGAGACAGCCGAGUUACUUCAGGUAGCAAAUUAUGGAGUUGGAGGGCAGUAUGAACCUCAUUUUGACUUCUCCAGAAAAGAGGAACAGGAUGCUUUCAAAGAAUUAGGCACUGGAAAUCGUCUUGCUACUUUUUUAAAUUAUAUGAGUGAUGUCACAGCAGGCGGAGCCACAGUGUUUCCUGACUUUGGGGCUGCGAUAUAUCCAAAGAAGGGAACAGCAGUAUUUUGGUAUAACCUUUUUAGAAGCGGUGAAGGUGAUUAUAGAACACGACAUGCAGCCUGUCCGGUGUUAGUAGGAAGUAAAUGGGUUUCCAAUAAAUGGAUCCACGAGAGAGGGCAGGAGUUCAAGAGGCCAUGUGGACUGACAGAAGUGGAUUAAACCUGUGGACCAUUCUAUUCCCCCAAUUUACUUCCUUCCUUUCUUUUAUCAGGACAAGCAAAGUGUCAAUGAUUUGAUUUUCUCUUUUGAGUGCUAAUUGUCUUCAGCAUUCCAUUGACCCUUUCAACCCAGUGUUGGCCUUAUUCUGUAUUAUUUCUUCUCUUUUCUGAACCCAGGCAUACUAUGAUAUUCAAUGAUGAUGAAGAAAAACUUGUGGUAUCUCUUAGUGGUGGUCUACUGUGUACAUGAAGAUAAUUCAUUCUCAGUGUCAACAAGUAAGAACACUUGGGUACAGUAACCCAGAGAAGAGGACAACCCUUUUACUUUGGGGAAAAUAGCGAAUGGAAAUAUUGAAGUAACCACCCUUCACCCUUUCUUCCUACCAACAUAAUUUGCAACAGAGUGCAGUUUGGUCUUGUUGUUCCACCACAUGGAGACAGAUGCAUAAGUCUGCAUCCUGGUUCCAAUACUGGUUUCUUUCCAAGCCAGCCUCCUUGUUCUGUGGCCAUUCUAAUUUAACAUAUCUAGUUUCAUGAGAAUAGUUUUGUCUUACCAUUCUGUUAGGUUAUAUGGCAUUCUCCAACAGGCUUACGUUCAGUUUUUCCACAUCAAUCUCCAAUUUUAUUCUUCACCUCAAGGUAUUGAUUGGUUGCAAAUGUCAAGAGUUCCCUUUAAAAUUAAUCUAAAUUGCUAGUAGAAAAGUAAGUCACAAAUACAAUAUGGCCAACCAAUUUGAUAUAAAAUAAGAAGUGCAGCAAAUGCUAAGCAAGUUAGGGAAUAUCUGUGCAGAGAGAAGCAGAGCUAAUAUUUUGGUCAGGACUGUCAGGGAAGGUCAUCAGCUUUCUAUGCUGACUGUCUCUCUCCACAGAUGCUGCCUGACUGCUGACUAUUCCCACCAUUUGCCAUAUUGUCUGCUUCAGAACAAAUUUGUUAUUUUUGUUGACACUGCUUUUCUGACAACCACCGUGAAAUAAGUCCUGAUUCACAGACGAGCAUGCAGCUAGCAAAGAGGAAGACCAUCCAAUUUUUAUAGCACUCAUCUUCCAUGAAUAAGUAGAGAAAUAAUGAUUGUAAUCACUGAUUGUAUUAAAUAAUUCAUUUAAAAAAAGUUGAGGUGGAAGUGCAUCUUUGGCUGCAUCAAGUGGAAUGUGACUGAAUUUUGGAAGUGGAUUCUAAAAUUUAUUAGACAUACUUUAUAUGCAGAGUAUAAACAGUCUACAGAUACAGAAUUGUAAAUGCCACAACCAUUUUUGUUGCAACUGACUAAGAAUCAAUUAAUAUUUUGGAGCAAACACAAUACACAGCCCGAUGUGUCCACAUUCCUUGACUCCAGAUCAGGGGUUCCCAAUCGUUUUUACAUCAUGGACCCCUACCAUUAACCAAAUGGUCCAUAGCCCCCAGGUUGGGAUGCUUUAGAUGCACCAACUGGAAAUGUAAGAUCAGGCAUAUUCUCCAAAAUCUGUUUAAUUUAAGAAUUGAACUUUAGGAGAGCUGGCAGUGGAAUUAAAUUAGCAAACUGUUGAGCUAUGAAAUCCAGGUAAUUUGUGUGCUGGAGCACACAUAAAAUGUUGGAUGAAUUCAGCAGGUCAGGCAGCAUCUACGGAGAGGAAUGAACAGUCAACGUUUCAGGUCCAGACUCUUCAUGAGGUUUGCAGAAUUCACUAGAUCUGAUGAAGGGACUUGACCAGAAAUGUCCAAUUUCCAUUUUCCUUCAUAGAUGCUGCCUGACCCACUAAGUUCAUAGAAUUUAGAACGCUACAGCAGAGUACAUACCCUUCAACCCACCUAACCUUUCAUUCUUCUAUCAUCGGGUUUAGCUAAAAAUUUUUUAAAUGUCUCCAAUGUAUCUGCCUCUACCACUUCCUCUGACAGGAAGUUCCAAGCACCCACCACUCUCUGUGUAAAGAACUUACCUCUGAUAUCCACCUAUACUUUCCUUCAAUCACUUUAAAUUAUGCCCCUUUGUAUGCCCCCUUUUAACAUGCUUCACGUCGUGCCUGAUUUGAAGUUUCUGCAAGUCUCUUAACUUAGUUACUGGCCUGAUCGUCCUGUGAUGAUGUCUGUUUUGGAAUCUUAAAUGUUAGAUUAUUCCUUGUUAAUUUUUGGAUCACCAUAACAAAGUCAGCUUUAACUGUUUCAAUCAGGUGGGGGGAGCCAUUAGCUUUAAAUCCCGCUUGAUUAUCCAGCCAUCGAAAUAAUCAUAAAACAGAGGUUGGGAGAGAAGCUGAAGGGAACUCCUACACCAGAGAAGUGGUUUUCCAAAAGAAUUGAUGCUGGGAGCAGUUAAAAGUUUACUUCCAGUGAACUGAAUUAGUACUGGGGGAGUUAAGGAUAUAUCUCUCCAUGUGACCCUGUGUGUUUCUCCCAGGGGGGGGGGGGCUCAGGGUUCCAUUCCACCCACUUCCCAAAGUCAUGCAGCUAGAUUAAUUGGCAAUUGUGAAACAGCCAUAUUUGGCAGGAGAGAAGUGUCAAAAUGAAUCACAGGGAGUUAAGAGGCAGGUGUUUGAGAAAAUAAGUUGUAGGGGCACAGAAGAAUAAGGAGAGGAAGGAUCGGUUGCUGUCCUGGGAUCUGGCAUGGACUGCAGAAGCCAAUAGUCUCCUCCUAUCUUACAAGAUAACAGUGGAAAUCAAAAAUAAACCUCUGCAGAUACCGGAAAUCUAAAAGCAAAAGUAAAGUGCUGGAAAUACUUAGCAGGUCGGGCGGCAUCUUUAGGAAAAGAAACAGACACAAUCUUUCAAGUCACAGAUCUGACAAAACAUUUCCCACCUGAAAAGUUGAUCCUGUUUCUCUUCUCGCAGGUAUGGCCUUCCCUGCUGAGUAUGUCAUCUUAAGAUAACAAGGGGAUAUACCAAACUCAAUAUGGUUUCUGUUUUUGCUAGAGCUUGAUUCCUUCCGUUAAACAGCCCUUGAAGGACUUAAUUCCUACCACAUUAAUAUGAAGAAUAACAAAAAGUGAUGCAUAAAUUCUUGAUGGGAAGAUCCUCAAAUGCUUCUUCACAUCCACCUGAAUGCCAUUUGAGCUGCUAGUGAUGAAAAUUGACAGAGACCAAAAAUUGACAGGCACCUAAAAUUCUCUCUCUCUCUCUCUCUCUCUCUCUCUCUCUCUCUCUCUCUCUCUCUCUCUCUCUCGCUCUCUCUCUCUCUCUCUCUCUCUCUCGCUCUCUCUCUCUCUCUCUCGCUCUCUCUCUCUC
Molecule: messenger RNA, 5112 nt
Organism: Hypanus sabinus (Atlantic stingray)
Lineage: Eukaryota; Metazoa; Chordata; Chondrichthyes; Myliobatiformes; Dasyatidae
Product: prolyl 4-hydroxylase subunit alpha-2-like
Exons: 16
Coding region: 316-1920 (534 amino acids)
Biological process (GO): peptidyl-proline hydroxylation to 4-hydroxy-L-proline
Cellular component (GO): endoplasmic reticulum
Molecular function (GO): protein binding; procollagen-proline 4-dioxygenase activity; iron ion binding
Source: RefSeq, a predicted model, not a curated record